AUGUGCAAGCACAUUCUCAACGCGCAGGUUGCCAUCCGAUCUCCCUGCUGUAUGACGUUCCGCCACUCUGCCCGCCGCAAGUGGUUCGACUGUGCAGAGUGCCACGCUGAACAAGAGAAACACCCGCUUCAGCAGUCAUUCGACAUGACUUUUGCCUGCAAAAAAUGCAAGAAGUGCUUCCGCAAAGAUACCCAAGAGUUCGAGGAGAGCGACGAAUACUGCCCGCACUGCGAUAACCACUUUGUCAUUGAGGCCAAGAUCGCCAAACCAGCACUCACAAUAGAGAGUGAUGAUACCCGAAUUAAUAAUAAACUCCUUAAAGACGACCGAGUGCGAGGCAAACCCAUUCUACGGUCGAUGUUUGACCCAGAUGAGGACGCGAAUAAGCUCGGCUAG
Molecule: messenger RNA, 396 nt
Organism: Cordyceps fumosorosea ARSEF 2679
Lineage: Eukaryota; Fungi; Ascomycota; Sordariomycetes; Hypocreales; Cordycipitaceae
Product: Zinc finger, CHY-type
Exons: 3
Coding region: 1-396 (131 amino acids)
Biological process (GO): protein import into mitochondrial intermembrane space
Cellular component (GO): mitochondrial intermembrane space
Molecular function (GO): zinc ion binding
Source: RefSeq, a predicted model, not a curated record